This is a messenger RNA of Stegodyphus dumicola, 467 nucleotides long. RefSeq names its product mitochondrial ubiquitin ligase activator of nfkb 1-like. NCBI's taxonomy places the organism in Eukaryota, Metazoa, Arthropoda, Arachnida, Araneae, Eresidae. Gene Ontology annotation, molecular function: ubiquitin-protein transferase activity. Gene Ontology annotation, biological process: organelle organization; protein ubiquitination. The record is from RefSeq and is a predicted model, not a curated record.
AGGAAUCGAGGAAACUAGCAUCUGAGGGGCUAGACGUUGUUGAAAUUUGUUGGGAGAAAUUGCUCAGGAAAUCUUCCGUAAUUUUUAGUGUAAUUUAACUGUUUAAAAAUCAUUUUUUCAUUAUGAAAUCAGUUUUUAUUGGAUGGGCUACUUUAGUCUUUGACGCAUAUCUUUUUGACCUAUUCUACGAACUGUAUAAAACUGCAGAAACAUGUCUAAAAUCGUUAAGGGAAGCUCAAAGUUUUGAAAUUAAUUCGGAGUUACCCGAAAAAAUAAAAAGCUGUGGCGGAGUUGUCCCGUAUGCUGUUGUGUCAGGAAAUGUAAAAGCUCUUUCAGCAUCUCUAAAAAGUCAGUAUUUUUCAUCAGUACGAGGAGUUAUAAGACAAAACAAAAUGCUGAACCUGUCAGAAUGGACGCUCAUGUGGAAUUGAAGGCAGUGACCAUACAGGACGGAGGUUUUGCAUCGG